AUGGCGACAGGUCUACCAAUUCAGUGUCAAGGCACUGGAGAGGCCUCUGGUCGAGCUCUCUGCCACCACCUGGGCGUACGCCACAAAAGGCAGUUGACUUGGGUGCAGGGAGCUGGUCCACGUGUAAUCGGCGGAGUCGGGAGUUUCGCUGCCACUCUCUACGAGACCACCGUUUGCAGAGAAGAAUGCGUAGUACAGGGUGUCCGCAGCAGACACUCCAGUCGACACUGUAAAUGUGAACCUGGGAGUACUGUAGGUGAUGCUCCCAGUGAUGGUUCCAAAGCUUGGCGGGGGCGGGGGGGGAUCCGAGGAUGGUGA
Molecule: messenger RNA, 318 nt
Organism: Auxenochlorella protothecoides
Lineage: Eukaryota; Viridiplantae; Chlorophyta; Trebouxiophyceae; Chlorellales; Chlorellaceae
Exons: 1
Coding region: 1-318 (105 amino acids)
Source: RefSeq, a predicted model, not a curated record